UUAGACAGUUGCUUGUUUAAAUACGGCGAAUGCGCACGUCUCUUUAGAACGGACGGAUUCUGUUGGACUUAAUUACAGUGUUGCAUUUUGUGAUGAACAACAAAAACAAUAGCAAAGAAAACUUUCUACAACAGGAAUGGGUAUUUCAAUUUCAAUUGUGAAUACAACGGUGCGAUGUUAUAAACGGUACAACCAAAAAUUAAAGAAAUUCUAAGCAGUCAAUCAAGUGAACAAAAUAUUUAUUUUGGAAAAAAUAAAAUAGAUAACAACAAACACAAGUCCACGUUUUUAGAGUGUACGUAAAUCCACACACACACACACAACCACAGAUGUGUGACGUAUAUAUACAUACAUACCUACUUCGUAUAUGAAUGAAUGAAUGUCUUUGCGGCCCAGACAUUUUCGCAUUCUUUAAUUUCCGCAACAUUUAAAUGUGAAAACCAAAAAAAAAAAGUGAAAGAAACAAAUGUGGUGUCCAAAUUGUGAAUGCUUGAAAAAAAUCUAAAAAAUUCACGUGAGAAUUUUAAUUACAUGUUUAGUGAAUAUUUAAAGAAAUUCUGAAAUUCUUUUUACUUUUCUCAAUGAAAAAGUGAUUCAUUAUCAGCUUAAAGUAUUUGCUUUCAACGCGACACCAACAACGACGACAUUCUUUUGAAAGCGACAUUCAAUUCAGGCAUAAUUUGUGGGAUUAGCUGUUUUAUUUAUGGUAUAACGAUUUCAAACAAACGCUCUGAGACAAAUGCAGAAAAUGUGCACAAAUAAUAGAAAGAGAUAAACAUAAAAUACAAAAAACAACAACCUCUAAUUACAAUAACGGUGCGGCGGUUUAAGCGGUGUUUCGUGAUUCGUCUACCAACAGUGAAUAUUGUUCCAUUGCAGAGCGUUCACUCGCCCAACUAACUCAUCCCCGACAUCAGGGGAUUUUACGAGCAACUGACAACAACAAUUACAAUUGUUUAAAAUAAAAAUGAAAUACCUGCAAAUGUUUCAGUGAUAGUAACCCCCCCGGUCGACAGUCAGACAGACAGACAGGCAGUGCAUCAAUUACUGUGAAAUUAUAAAAAGAAAAAAAAAAGAAAAGACCAACAAACCAAGUACAUGGAUGUGUAGAUAUGUAAUACGCGUGUGUGUGUGUUUGCUAAUGAUUAUAGUUAAUUGAAAUUGAAAAUUAAAAAAGGAAACGCAAAGCGAAAAAAAUACAAGAAAUUCAAGUGAAAAAGUAGCAACAACAACAAUAAUAACAACUACAACAACAGUAAUCAUAUGUAAAUGUAACAAGCAGACAAUGGAUGAUUUUAUUUCUUAGAAUCUAACAGCAAAGAAAUUAAAGAAAAAAAGAGAAAAAAACACCACAUCCACAACAAUUACCAGUGUAAAACAAUAACAAACAAGCUCUGGCAUUGCCGCUGAACAAACGAAAAUACAAUUAAAUCUGUAAUUACAUGAGAGCCGCAGAUAGUCGAGGAAAUUAAAAUUACAAUUACAUAGAGAAAGCUCUGUCUUUUUUUCUUCAUUUUUUGCAAACGAGAAGCACCAGCUGCCAAACGACGAACUUGUUUCAACAUCUGGCCGGCCAACGGCAACGCCGAAGCAGCAGAAGAAAACAAUCUAAAACAGAAAAGACAAAAAAAAAAAACGUUAGCUAUUAUCGGCAAAGUGAUUCAAUAUACCUCUGGUCAGAGGAAGCUGUGGCAGUCUUGUUCUUGGCUGUGUGUUUUUUUGCUUUGCCAUUUUCAUUUGUAAACGUGUUUUCUGAUUUGCAAUAUCAGAAUUUUAAGCCACGUUUAGAGAGCCUACCAUGGCAGUAUCCUGCCCUGAAGUAAUGUACGGUGCUUAUUAUCCAUAUUUAUAUGGCCGUGCUGGACCAAGUCGCUCAUUUUAUCAAUAUGAAAGGUUUAACCAAGAUUUGUAUUCCUCGUCGGGCGUGCAGUUGGCCUCCUCCAGUGCCUCGGGCAGUUCACAUUCACCCUGCAGUCCCAUUUUGCCACCUUCGGUGAGUGCCAAUGCAGCGGCGGCAGCUGUUGCCGCUGCCCACAACACAGCGGCUGCUGUGGUGGCCGCAGCGGCCCAAACCGCCAAUCAUGCCUCCUCAUCCUCUAGUUUAAGUGCAAAUUUACCCCUGAGUGCGGGCAGCAGUGGUAGUGCUGGAGCGGGUGGCGGCGGUGGUGGUGGUAGCAGUAGUCAUGGCGGUAGUCUUGUGGGCAAUGUUGGCGGAGGUUUGGGUUCAAAUCUGUCCGGCUCAGUGGUACAUGGCGGAGCGACGGGCGGUGCCGGUCUCAUGGGUCCCAGUAGCCUAGGAAAUACGUUACACAGCAGCAGCCGAACACAUACCAAAGAAGAAGAUCUGGGUUCAGUGGCACGCAACGAAGCUGAAGCACGUUUAGUUGGUGGCCAUCAUCAUCACAACGAGUCAUCAUGUUCCUCUGGUCCCGAUUCUCCGCGCCAUCAUUCAAUGCAUCCCAGCGCUGGUCCCGGCCCCAAAGACAUGGCGCUGGACACAUCCAAUAGCAUAAAUGCCGGUCAGGGGAGAGCACAGUAUUUAUCAGCAACCUGCGUCGUAUUUACAAAUUAUUCCGGUGAUACAGCCAGCGUGGUGGAUGAACAUUUCUCCCGAGCUCUGAACAGUAGUAAAGAUACCACAACACCCAUGUCUACGCGAAAUUUCCCACCUUCAUUUUGGAAUAGCAAUUAUGUGCAUCCUGUUACAGCUACCACACAUCCUCAGAUGAGCGACCUGUAUUCAUCGGAGGGUGGCUAUGCCACAGAUCCCUGGGUACCUCAUGCAGCAGCCCACUAUGGCACCUAUGCCCAUGCCGCCCAUGCCCAUGCAGCCCACGCUCAUGCCUAUCACCACAAUAUGGCCCAAUACGGCAGUCUGCUGCGCCUGCCCCAACAGUAUGGCCAUAGUUCAAGACUGCAUCACGAUCAACAGACAGCACAUGCCUUGGAAAGUGCUGCCGCUUACUCUAGUUACCCUACAAUGGCUGGUCUUGAAGCCCAAGUUCAAGAGUCCUCAAAGGACCUUUAUUGGUUCUAAAAAGAAAUAUAAACAAAAUUAGUUAAAUAAUUCUUCACAGCCGAGGAAGAUGGAACUGAUGACCAAUAAACCACACAACCAACCAACCAGCUACGACGACCAAUGUCUUUGGACAAAACCAGGCAAACGAAUGUAGUUAAAAAAGGAAAACGACAAAUAAAACAAAAAAAACGAAAAACAAAAGAAAGUUCUCAGCAACAAGUAUUUGAAAUUGUUUGUACUUAAGUCUUUACUGAAUUCAUACUCCACAAUAAAAACAAAAAUGUAAUUAAAAUAGAAAAACACAAAGCGGAACAGUUUAAAGGAAGAAACAAACCACACCAGACGAAUGUGCAACAACAAUUUUAUGUUUAAUUUAAUUUAUAUAGAUUUUGUUAAUAGCGAAAGAUGAAAGAGGAGAAGAGAAGAGUAGAGUAGAAUCUCGAAUUGGACUUGUAAUUGCAUAUACAUACAUACAUACACACGUACUUAUUUAGCUAUGUAGUCAUACAGAAUUUAUUAUUAUUAUUAAUUAAUUAAUUAAGAAAACAAAAUAUAUAAUUAAAAAUAAAUCUAUAAAUAUCUUAGUCUAGUUAUGAUUAUGACGACUUUUAUGAAAUGUAAUCUGUGUAAUGUAAUGAACGAAUGAAUGGAAGAAUGGAAGAUGAUUUUGACGAAGAGGUUGACGAUAAUGAAUGCAACAACAACAACUAAGUUAGACAAACAAACAAACAAACCAAGCAACAACAAGACAAAACACAAACUAGUUUUAAAACAAAUAAAAAAAUUGAAAAUAAAUUACAAAACUUAAACAACAAAACAAAAAUAAAUAAAUAAAUAUAAAACAAAUUUAAAAUCCAAUAUUAAAAAAAUGAAA
This is a messenger RNA of Musca domestica (house fly), 3893 nucleotides long. RefSeq names its product protein vestigial (gene vg). NCBI's taxonomy places the organism in Eukaryota, Metazoa, Arthropoda, Insecta, Diptera, Muscidae. Gene Ontology annotation, cellular component: nucleus. The record is from RefSeq and is a predicted model, not a curated record. Gene Ontology annotation, biological process: regulation of transcription by RNA polymerase II. The coding region runs from base 1799 to 3037 and encodes 412 amino acids. The transcript has 8 exons.